AAGUGCAAUGUCUGCAGGUUUCCAUUCUGCAUCACAUGCUCUCUGCGUCCUUUUCGUAUUCCAAAACCUUAGCUUCAAUAAAAACCAUUUUAAAAAUGGCGAAAAAAAAUAAAAGAAGCCUUUUCUCUUUAAUGCAUUAGAGUAUUGUUUCCUCUGUAUUUGGAGUUAAUUUUUAUGUAUACAUUUCCACUGACAUUCCACACAUCUUUUGACUUCACCUUCAUUGGUUCUGCAUUCUGAUUUUUCUCAUCAACCAUUGACGCCAAUCUCUUGUUUCCAUCACAUUUAUUAUUCAUUUUAUUCGUCUUCUUCAUUCAGGUGGACAUUGAGCAAUGAGCUUGUAGGAGAUUUAGUUGGUUAUUGAGAUGGACAAGAGGAAUUGGUUAUGGAAACGGCGCUCUUCUGAGAAGAGCAUGGGUGAAACUGAGAGUUCUGGUUCAUUGUCUUCACAUUCAGAGAGACAUUCUGAUGAGCAGGAUCCGUUAAAAGAAACUCCAGAAAAUGACAACCAAUCACCGGAAGUAACCUCAAAAGCUGUAACUAUUGAUCAUGAAGCCAAGGGAAGUCCAAAGAAGUUGAUAGAAAAGCUAUCAGCUGCUCUAGUUAAUGUUAGUGCAAAAGAAGACUUAGUUAAGCAGCAUGCUAAAGUGGCAGAGGAAGCUGUUGCAGGUUGGGAAAAGGCAGAAAAUGAGGUUGCAGUUCUAAAGCAGCAACUUGAGGCAGCUGUGCAGCAGAACUCGACUUUGGAUGUUCGUGUCAACCAUCUUAAUGGUGCUCUCAAGGAAUGUGUCAGACAGCUGAGACAAGCUAGAGAUGAGCAGGAGCAAAGUAUUCAAUAUGCUGUGGUAGAGAAGGAAAAGGAAUGGGCGUCUGAAAAAGCUGCACUUGAAUAUCAGCUACUUGAGCUUCAGACACAAGCAGAGGCUAGUAGAACUGGUUCUCUUGUUUUUACUGAUCCAAGUGUUCUGGUUAGGCUCGAGUGUCUAGAGAAGGAGAACACAGCUCUCAAACUUGACCUUUCAUCUUGUUCAGAGGAGUUGCAAAUAAGGACCACAGAGAGGGACUUGAGCAACCAAGCAGCAGAAACUGCUAGUAAGCAGCAGUUAGAGAGCAUAAAGAAGGUGACCAAGCUUGAAGCUGAGUGUCGAAGACUACAAGUCUUGGCUCGCAAAUCAUCCCUACUCAGUGACCAAAGAUCUUAUGCUAUUUCAUCUUUCUCUGUUGAGUCCUUCACCAAUAGCCAAUCCAGUAGUGGAGAUCGACUGAAGACAGUCGACACUGAUAGCCACAUGAUGCGCAGACUGGAAACAAGUGAAUGUGAUCAAAGUUGCUCUGAUUCGUGGGCAUCAGGACUAAUUGCUAAGCUCGAUCAAUUUCAGCACGAAAAAGCUAUGCCUAAAACUCUUGCUGCCCGGUCUUUGGAAAUUGACAUGAUGGAUGACUUCUUGGAGAUGGAGAGACUCGCUGCAGUAUCUGAAACUGUGAAUAAAGCCUCUUCACUUACAUCUGAUGCUGUUGCCGGUGACUCAUCAAGUGAAGAGAAUCCUCUGUCAGCAGAAUAUGAGACCCUUUCAAAAAGGGUGGUUGAAUUAGAGCAAAAGCUGGAGAAGAUUGAAGCAGAUAAAGCUGAACUGGAAAAUGCUUUAAGUGAGAGCCAAGAUGCCCUCAAGGUGUCCGAUUUGCAGCUUAAGGAUGCUCAAAUCAAGUUUGAAGAGCUGCUGAAGGAGCUAGAUGCAGUGAAUGAGUCAAAAGAGUUGCUUGAGUUUCAACUCUUUGGCAUGGAAGUAGAAGCACGGACAAUGUCUGCAAACAUUGAUUCUUUAAAGACAGAAGUCGAAAAAGAACGAUCAUUGUCAACUGAUAAGGAAACUAAGUGCCAGGAACUGGAAAUUGAACUAAGAAGGAAAUCACAGGAAUUUGAACUUCAGCAAGCUUCUAGUUCAAGUGGGGAAUCGAAAAUAAAGCAGGAAGAUUUAGCUGUAGCUGCUGACAAGCUUGCAGAAUGCCAGAAAACAAUUGCAUCUCUUGGUAAGCAGCUGCAUUCACUAGCUACUUUAGAAGAUUUCUUGAUAGACACUGCAAAUCUUCCUGGAUUUUCUGGGGAAGGAUCAGUUGUGGCUGGAGCUAGUGGAGAGGAAUGGAAGUUACAUGUAAACGAGACAUUUACCCGAAACAGCAAUUCAGACACUCCAAAGAUUGAGAAUUCUAGUCAUUCUAUGAACGGUAUUGAAGGAGAAUCAUCCUCUUCUUCGUCAUCAUCAUCAUCAGCUACUCAUCAAGUGACAACAUCCAAAAGUAGAAAUGGUUUUGGAAAGUUGUUUUCUCGAAGCAAGAGUGGAAUUCAGCUCUAAAAUGUAACAGUUGACAAAAUCAAAAGGGAUAUGACUAGAAGAAAGUCGAGAUGUAGAUGUCAGUGAGCAUUCACAUAGCCGAAUUAUAAUUUUCUUGAGAUUGAGCCGUCAUUGUUGCCAUCAUAUUUUCAUAUGGUUAUAAGUAGGAUAGCUGAUUAAUUUUUUUUUUAUUAGCAUCAUAUGUGCUUUUAUUGUUAAGAGAAUGUUCAUAUCUUUUAAAAAACAAACAGAACCAAAUAUGUCAUAUUAUAAAUCUGUGCGUGCAAGAUAACUUAAAGAUUGUAAA
Molecule: messenger RNA, 2637 nt
Organism: Solanum pennellii
Lineage: Eukaryota; Viridiplantae; Streptophyta; Magnoliopsida; Solanales; Solanaceae
Product: filament-like plant protein
Exons: 5
Coding region: 366-2351 (661 amino acids)
Source: RefSeq, a predicted model, not a curated record